Xylaria bambusicola is the source of this 2013-nucleotide messenger RNA. RefSeq lists its product as uncharacterized. The record is from RefSeq and is a predicted model, not a curated record. The coding region runs from base 739 to 2013 and encodes 424 amino acids. The transcript has 3 exons. NCBI's taxonomy places the organism in Eukaryota, Fungi, Ascomycota, Sordariomycetes, Xylariales, Xylariaceae.
CCCAGACUCGCAGCCCCAACCACUGAUAAGAGGCUAAAGGGUAUUCCAGCACCACAUGUAUCUUAAGCAUAUGUACAUUGCCGGCUUUUCAGAAUUGCGAGACCCGUAUUUUCUAAGCUCGCUGCAAUGGUGGGAGUAGAGGUGUAAGCAGUGUCGUGGUAACUACACCAUAAGCAUUUUGUAAGGGCGCCAUCAAGAUGGUCGUCCUACUGUAUAACCCAUAUGGCAAGAGAAAGGGGAUAGGAGAAGAAAGAACGCGAGUCAUUCUCCCACUCCUAGCAGUCGUAGCAGAAGUUUUGCGUUACGCAUAAGUGCCGUACUAACAGCACACAUUGAUGGGUGAGUGAAUGGAACAAUACACUUAUUUCGCUCUAGACUUGGGAAGGGCAAGGGUAUACACGAGCAGUGGAUCAUUUGGUGAAGCUUCGAGGAGAAUAGCCUGCGCCGCACGCACUAGGUGUCUGAACUUGCAUCCUGUAACUAACAAUGAGAACCAGGGUACUGAUAUCAUUCGGCCCUGUUCUGCGGAGCAAGUAUCUAGCUGAGUUCCAAAGAUGGAGACCGCAUUAGCAUGACAGUAGCAGCAUCAUGGCGUUUUCUGUACUGGUUCUGGGCUCAGGCUUGCCUACAUCACCUCUCUUCUCUCGCAUGCUUUGAAUUAUAUACUCUUUCUCACUCUUUUCUGCUAUCUCGACUAUAAUCUAUCUCGUAUGGACGCCCCAUGAGCAAAGAUCCUCGAUGGCACCCCAAGACCCAAACGCGCCAACCGAUACUAAUGGCCCUAGUCUUCUGGUUGCUGCCAUUGUCACACUUUCCAUUUCCUCGCUGUCAGUCGCCUUGCGAACUUACGUUCGCGCUGGGAUGACAAGGUCUUUUCAAAUAGAUGACUGGGUGAUGCUAGCUGGUCUAGCUAACUUCACUGUAUCAUGUUCUUUCAUCUUUGCAGGGUUCUCGUACGGCUUGGGUAGGCAUAACCGGUCGCUUUCCCAGCGUGAUGAGAUUGAGGCCUUGAAGUACCAGGCGCUUGCAACUGCGUCUUACGUCUCCAACAUGUGGCUGAUAAAGUUGAGCAUUGGUCUUUUCCUCUUCCGUCUAGCCGAUCAGAGAUAUAAAUGGAUUUUGGGGAUAAGCAUUGUCGUCGUUGGGAUUUGGAGUCUCACUUUAUUUUUCUGGAAUAUCUUCCAAUGCAGCCCUGUUCCAGCGCAGUGGGACUACACGAUACUUGCACGCGACCCCGAAUCUCAUUGUGUUUCGGCAGAUGAGAUCGUAAAUGCUGCCUAUGCGCUCAGCGCGCUGACUAUCUUGUCGGACUGGCUAUACGCAUUACUACCUAUACCUAUGAUAUGGCGGGUGAAGAUGACAACCCAAGCAAAGAUUUCGGUCAUUGCUGUCCUCUCAUUAGGAGUCUUCGCUAGUAUCGCCACUAUCAUACGACUUAAGUUUUUGGCAGAUAUAACAGAUGUGACGGAUAUCCUUCAUGCAGGGACAGAUGCAAUGAUUUGGACACUUGUUGAGCCGGGAAUCGCGAUUUCUGCUGCUAGCCUGGUGACCAUUCGCCCACUUCUUCGCCGAUGGAAGAUAAGAGGUUUCACACAUAGCGAACGUAGUCGUGGGACAGGCGCGCCGAGUCAAGACCAAAAAAGAGUGAGCAAAAUGCCAGGUUUCGGUCCACAAGACGUGACGUUAGUCGAUAUUGAACUUGCACCUACACAUGCCCUGUCGCCCGCCGUGGGAAUACCGACACCGAAAUUCACUGCACAGAAGAUAUCGCAACUACCCAAGGUUCUCGCCCCGGCGCCAGACAGAUACGACUGGGAACACUCAUCAGCUUUCCGUGAUCAAAGUAGCAAAAAGGGAGAAGCGAAGAGCGAGACGUUCAUUAUUGACAGCUUUGAGUCCCCGUCAUCGGUAUCAGACGCCCACAUAACGGGCACAUGGCUCGACCAAGAAUCUGACAGCUCUUCCAUAGAGCUUACCGGACCUGGUAAUGCGAGCCGGUAUCCGCGGUCAUGA